Periophthalmus magnuspinnatus is the source of this 5289-nucleotide messenger RNA. RefSeq names its product ubiquitin carboxyl-terminal hydrolase 15-like. The coding region runs from base 36 to 3185 and encodes 1049 amino acids. Gene Ontology annotation, biological process: protein deubiquitination. Gene Ontology annotation, molecular function: cysteine-type deubiquitinase activity. The record is from RefSeq and is a predicted model, not a curated record. NCBI's taxonomy places the organism in Eukaryota, Metazoa, Chordata, Actinopteri, Gobiiformes, Gobiidae. The transcript is spliced from 22 exons.
UUUCCCAGCAUGCAACGUGAGACGCUUGAGUAAAGAUGGCGGAAGGAGGAGCGGCUGAUCUGGAUACUCAGAGAGGAGAGAUCACGGCACUCUUAAAAACACAGCUAAGGAAAGGGGACACUUGGUAUUUGGUCGAUAGUCACUGGUUCAAACAGUGGAAGAAAUAUGUGGGAUUUGAUAGUUGGGACAAGUACCAGAUGGGUGACCAGAACGUCUACCCAGGGCCAGUUGACAACUCUGGCCUUCUCAGAGAUGGGGAUGUGCUUGCCAUCAAAGAACACCUUAUCGAUGAGCUUGACUACAUCCUGGUCCCCACUGAGGGCUGGAAUAAACUCAUCAGCUGGUAUGGGCUGACGGAAGGUCAGAAGCCAAUAGAACGAAAGGUGGUGGAACAGGGUAUGUUCGUGAAGCACUGUAAGGUGGAAGUGUACCUUACAGAGCUUAAGCUGUGUGAAGACAGUAACAUGGACGAUGUGAUCACCAGACGCUUCAGUAAAGCUGACACAAUAGAUAUGAUUGAGAAAGAGAUGAGAAAGCUGUUCAGUAUCCCAGAUGAGAAGGAGACACGGCUCUGGAACAGGUACAUGAGCAACACAUUUGAGCCUCUCAACAAACCAGACAGCACCAUCCAGGACGCUGGGCUUUACCAAGGACAGGUUCUUGUCAUAGAGCAGAAAAAUGAAGAUGGCACGUGGCCACGAGGCUCAACAGCACCUAAGUCAUCUGGUGCUUCCAAUCUCUCUGCUUUGCCAAAGAUCUCGCCUUCAUCUCUCACAAACAAUCAUAACAGCAGCUUCAACAGCAGGAAUGUGAAAAACUCAAGCUACAGCCUCGCAUCCUACCCGUACAGCAACAGUUACAGUGACUACUCAGACCAGACCCGACAAAGUGAACGCUCUGGCCUCUGUGGGCUUUCGAACCUGGGCAACACCUGUUUCAUGAACUCUGCUGUGCAGUGUUUAAGCAAUAUCCAGCCCCUGACAGAAUACUUCCUCCGAGAUAAGUAUGUAGAUGAACUGAAUGAAGACAAUCCACUGGGCAUGAAGGGAGAGAUUGCACGCUCUUAUGCUGAGAUGAUCAAACAGCUGUGGUCAGGCAAAUACAGCUAUGUCACACCAAGGCCUUUCAAGACACAAGUGGGGCGCUUCGCUCCACAGUUUUCCGGCUACCAACAACAGGACUCUCAUGAGCUGCUGGCCUUUCUGCUUGAUGGUCUUCACGAAGACUUAAACCGGAUCAGAAAGAAGCCUUACAUACAACUUAAAGAUGCCAAUGGAAGACCUGAUAAGGUUGUUGCAGAGGAGGCGUGGGAAAACCACAUAAAAAGAAAUGACUCAAUCAUAGUGGACAUAUUUCAUGGACUUUUCAAAUCCACUUUGGUGUGUCCGGUUUGUUCGAAGGUCUCUGUCACCUUUGACCCCUUCUGCUACUUGACAUUGCCAUUACCUAUGAAAAAGGAGCGCACUAUAGAGGUUUAUCUGGUUAGACUGGACCCUCUGGCCAAACCCACACAGUAUAAGCUGACCGUGCCAAAAGUGGGAUACAUCUCUGACCUUUGUACCUCUCUUUCAACCUUGUCUGGAGUGCCUGCUGAAAAGAUGAUUGUAACUGAUAUCUACAACCAUCGCUUUCACCGCAUCUUUGCCACAAAUGAAAACCUAAGCAGUAUCAUGGAGAGAGAUGACAUCUAUGUGUUUGAAAUUGCAGUGAACCGGGUGGAAGACAUAGAUCAUGUGGUGAUCCCAGUGCACUUGAGGGAGAAGUAUAAGCAGUCAGGCUACAACCACACCAGCACGCCUUUGUUUGGACAGCCAUUCCUCCUCGCUGUCCCAAGAACGCUCAGCGAAGACAAGCUCUACAACAUGCUGCUCCUGCGUCUCUGCCGGUUUGUGCGAUCUUUGGUGGAGGAGGAAGAGGAGGAGGAAGACUGUGAAGAAACGCAAACAACACAAAAACAACAUACAGUCAACGGGAAUGCAACCAAUGCAACUAAUGGAGUGUUGGAAGAGGGCUCACCAAGUGAGAUGGAGACUGAUGAGCAGGAUGACGAGUCAAGCCAGGAUCAGGAGCUGCCCUCUGAAAAUGACAACAGCCAAUCAGAGGAUUCAGUGGCCGGAGACAAUGAAUUAGAGAAUGGGAUGGUUGGUCAACAGAACUCCACAAAGGGGCAGCAAACCUCUGGACACAACCAAAAGAGACUUUUUACAUUCCAGUUUAAUAACAUGGGCAAAACAGACUUCACUCUUAUAAAGGACGACACCAGGCAGAUACGAUUUGAUGAGGGCCAUCUUCGACUUAGCGAUCGAUCUUAUCUUUCCUUGGAUUGGGAACCAGAGAUGAAAAAGAAGUACUUUGAUGAGACUGCGGUUGAGGACUUUGACAAGCAUGAAAGCAUGGAGUACAAACCACAGAAAAAGGCUUUCUUCAAACUUAAGGACUGCAUUGAACUGUUUACCACAAAGGAGAAACUGGGAGCAGAUGACCCAUGGUAUUGUCCCAAUUGUAAACAGCACCAGCAAGCCACAAAAAAGCUGGAUCUCUGGUCUCUGCCUCCUGUGUUGGUGGUUCAUCUAAAGCGUUUUUCCUACAGCCGUUAUAUGAGGGACAAACUGGACUCUCUGGUCGACUUCCCGCUAAGAGAUUUGGACAUGUCUGAAUUCCUCAUAAACCCCAAUGCUGGACCUUGUGUCUAUGACCUCAUUGCUGUGUCCAACCACUAUGGAGGGAUGGGUGGAGGCCACUAUACUGCAUAUGCCAUGAACAAAGAUGAUGGAAAGUGGUACAACUUUGACGACAGCAGUGUGUCGCCCGCUAGUGAAGAUCAAAUAGUGUCCAAAGCAGGCUAUGUAUUGUUCUACCAGCGCCAGGACACAGUGAAAGGCACGGGGUACUUUGCUCUGGAUCGAGAAGAGGAGGAGGAAGAGGAGGAGGAAGAGGAGGGAGAGGAGGGAGAGGAGGAGGAUGCCAACAAUGCAGACUCUGAAGACUGUGCAGACCGACCACGGAAGAGCGUAUCCCCAUCUGCUCCUCAGGGAGCACUGUCCUCUGCUGCCACGGCACAGAGUGAUGAAGAAGACUUGAACGAGAACCACAAUAGCAGCAAUGACAAUGACCAGCAGGCGGAUGAUGAGGAAGAGGACGAAGAGGAGACGCCCAAUCGAGAUGUCAACAUGAAAAUCAACUGAGAGACUACAUACAUGGGAAGAGAGACUGGGCUCUUUCCAUCUAAAGCCAUAUGGACACAGCAUGGCAGCAGCGGGCGCCAUGGGGUCCCACGCCGCGGCCCGUGAUUAGCUGCUGUGGGGGCAGAGCCUCUGUGGGAUGAAUGCUGAUUGGUCAGGGUACAUAACACUAAUGAAUCAGGGCCCUCCUCUGUGGUUGGAUCACUGUGUGAAAUGUGUGAGUGUAAGGCCACGUCCAUUUGUUUAGGUUUUGCUUGCUCUGAACAGUCACUGAACAACACCAGGGAUAUUCUUACUAUUAUUAUUAUUUGAAGAUUUAUCAGAUUUAGUUUGGCUCUCAGAUGGGUUUGUUUUCAAUGUUUUAUAUGCAAGUUUGAGAGCAAUGACUUGUUAUAUCAUUUUAUUAUCAUUUAAAACAUGUAUAUAUUUUAAACACUGAAUCCUGAGGGGUUUUCAUGGUGGGCUAAGAUAUUUUGAACUUGCACAAUCGGCAACCAUCCAUGUUUUAUGUCUUUUUGCCUGUGAAACUGCAAUUAUUAAUAGACCUUGUCUUAGUGGAGUUCCUCAUUCACACUCGCACAACAGAAGCUUAGGACAUGCUUUUUAAUAAGCCAGUAAUAACAUGUUCCUGAGGCAAAAGCUUAAAUGGGCGCUAAAACUAUAUGACAAACAGCCAAAUUGUCUUAGCAUUGCACUGCUGCUGCUAUAAUUUUUUAGGUGCGUUAUAAUAAGUUAAGACCUUGCUUUUGCUGUUUUAAUUUAUACAGUAGUUUUCAUAGUUUCUUUGUUUGGCAUCCAGUAACUUUCCCACCCAUGUCCUUUUUGCACUCCCUAUCAUUUAUUUUAAAUUGAUUAUGAUACUAUUACAGUGUCCAUAGUCUUAACUAGCCUGACAGAAUCAUAAAACAUGCUAUUUGUUUAUGUUAUAAUAAUCUAGGAAAUAUCCUCUUGUUUUAUCUUGUAGUGCUGUUAAAGUUUCACCAUGGCUCUGCUCCCCUUCUCUUGUCCUUUUAGAGGCACUGUUGAGAUUAGGAACAUUGGUGACAAAUUGGGUUGGAUUGUCUCAUAUUUGUAUCACCUCCGCCUUAACUCUUAAUCUCAGAGCUGUCGUCUUUAGAAAACAUUUUUGCACAUCACUAUCAGGCUGUCUUUCCUGCAUGGCCCCUUCCUUUACACCAAACACCAGUGUAGGAAUGUCCAUAUAUGGUUUGUAUGACUUACUUGUUGCUUCGUCAUUGUUUUAUCCACAAGAGGGCCAGAAUGUAUCCUCAAUGAAACACUGACCCGUAAACCAUUGAUGUGGUUCAUGCCUUUGAAAUCUUGAAUGGCUCUUGCUGUUGUGUUUGAAUGUGGUGGGAACGUGCUCUUGCCUUUGAUAUUAGCUGUAUGAAUUAUUAGGUACUGCUGAAUGGGGUUAAAUGUACAAUGGUCCUGAGCUUUGAGGAGAUGGGGUUUUGGAGUGGGGUCGGUGAGCGGGGGUACUCUGGGGCGAGUCUGCUCAAAAGGCCCAGAGCUUUAGGGGCAUGAUACAGUUGAAAUAUUUAGUGACACUCCUCCAUCAGUGUGAGACACAUCUGUUGUCCAUGGGGGUUUGUGGCUUCAUUUUGCUCUAUUCAAGUUUAUCAUGCCUUAAUGAGCAUAUGUGCUUAUGAGCCUAUGUGCUUUCUGUCACCGCUGCCUUGCCUUUCGGGCGACUCGCUCCAUCUUGAGGAACAUGUGACUGCUACUAUAGGCUUAUACAAUAUUGUACAUAAGAGUUCACUCUGUGAGUGCACAUUUGAUAAAGUUUAUUUAUUUAUAUGUAAGCAUUUAAUAAUACAGUCAUAUUUAAACCUUCGACAAGACCUGAGACUUUGAGGGAAGUGUGGUUCAAGUCCACACACACAUACACACAUUGCCUGUGCUCUUGUCAGGGAGGUAAUAUUUUUAACAAAAUGGAUGCUUCUGUUGUUUUUGGACUUUUUUGUAAAAAAUCUCCAGACAUCCUUGUGCAUGACAUGACAUAGUGAGGUUGCCAGGUUCGGCUGCACUUGAGUUCACUUGGGUUUACAUUUGAGAUGUGCAUGUGUAUUUAUACACAAUCUUCAAUAAAGUUGUGUAACGCUUU